Molecule: messenger RNA, 3520 nt
Organism: Scomber scombrus (Atlantic mackerel)
Lineage: Eukaryota; Metazoa; Chordata; Actinopteri; Scombriformes; Scombridae
Gene: mef2b
Product: myocyte enhancer factor 2b
Exons: 9
Coding region: 229-1494 (421 amino acids)
Biological process (GO): positive regulation of transcription by RNA polymerase II
Molecular function (GO): DNA-binding transcription factor activity, RNA polymerase II-specific; RNA polymerase II cis-regulatory region sequence-specific DNA binding; protein dimerization activity
Source: RefSeq, a predicted model, not a curated record
AGCCAGCUGUUGGAAAGCAGCGCUCCUAAACCAUCCGCUACUACUGCAUCAGGUGAAUGUCUCCACAUCAACACAAAGAGCAGAACACGAGACAAGAUUUCUCCUGCACAUGUCUAUGAUUUGCAACUCGUCCUCUCUCACUGGUCUUGAUCGAGCGGCUGCAACUCAGAGGUGAACGGAGAAAACCAGAUCGAAUAACAGGUGUCAGAGUGUCAAACGGCAGAGAAGAUGGGAAGAAAGAAAAUACAGAUUUCUCGUAUUCUGGACCAGAGAAAUAGACAGGUGACUUUUACCAAGCGCAAGUUUGGUCUGAUGAAGAAAGCUUACGAGCUGAGCGUGCUGUGUGACUGUGAGAUCGCCCUCAUCAUCUUCAACAGCACCAACCGUCUGUUCCAGUACGCCAGCACAGACAUGGACAAAGUGUUGCUAAAAUACACAGAGUACAGCGAGCCGCACGAGAGUCGCACUAACACGGAUAUACUGGAGACUCUGCGGAGGAAAGGCCUCGGUCUCGAAGGCUCAGAGCUUGACAGUGAAGAAAGCAUGCAGGUGGCUCCAGAUAAAUAUCCUCUCAGCGAGGGAAUGGAUCUCUCUGUGGCUCGCCAGCGCCUCUAUGCUCCAUCCCUGCUCUCACCGGAGGCCCAGUUCCUGGUGUCUGCGGGCUGUGAGAACGGCUUCGCCAACUCCUCCGGAUCCAGCAUGGCUUCCCACAGACCCCCAGGCUUUAAAACUCUGAGCUCCAGACCCGGCUCUGCCAGCCCUUCUGGACCACACACUCACAGCGCCUUCAUGUCUCCACACUCAGGCAUCGGCUACUCUGUGUUCUCCCACGGCAACCUGAAUCGAGCUCUUGACAUUAAAAGCCCUCCUCCUCUGAACCUGGGCAGCGAGAACCUCCGCGGAGAGGCUGCUAACCAGGGCAUGGGUGCCACACGUGCUAACCACAACUCUGCUAGAGGUCUCUUGUACCAGGGUCUGCACAGUGGCAGCUCCAUGGUAGCUAUGGGCAAGGCAGGGCUGCUGGGCCACACUUUGGGUGGCUACGGCCUCCCCUCCCCUGGAACAUCUGAUUACAGCCAGUCUGGUUUUUAUCACUCUGUUAGUCUACAACGAGGAGCAAUGAAUCCCUGGCAACCAGUGCAGCCACCUCAGGAGCCACAUGGGCCUCAUAUAAGCCCAGGGAUGUCCAGUGGAGGGUGCUCCUUCCCCUCUCAGUCUUGCUCCUCAUCUUCUCCACAUCCUUCCUCCCUCAACCUGCACAUCAAAUCGGAGCGUAGCUCUCCUGAGCAUAUGUCCUCGCCCACCUCCCCUCCUCUACACCACCUCAGGCAGCAUUCUCCAAUGAGCAACCCGGAUUCGGCUCGCCAUACCCCUCCAGAAUCCCAUCCAACCAAUGAGACGAAGGAGUUUCCCAAAGCUGGAUACCCACAAGAUGAGGAGGAAGGAGGGCAGGCGCUCAGGCAGUUAGAGAUAAGUGACGGGUGGCAGAGAUAGCUGGCUACCGCAGUCUACCACCAUCUCCCAUUCAAUCAGCUAUCUUCUAUCAAACCCCCCCCACACACACACACACACACACACAACACACACACACACACACACACACACACACACACACACACACACACACACACACACACACACUCACACACACUCACACACACUCACACAAAUCAUAGCAAGAAAAUAGCGAGAUGGGGUCCAUUUGUCCCCAUCAUCCCAGAGAGGAAAGCCUCUCUUUGUCUCCUCACACAGAGCUGGUCUCUCCUGGGUGAUGGAGAGUCUUCUGUGCAUCACUUGAUUGAUCCCAUGACGAUGAGAUAGAUGCGUACAAACUUUUUUUUGCUUUUUGUUUGAUUAGGUUUAGUGUUUUCUUUUCUGUGUGGAGCAAAUGUGAAUCAAAAUACAAAUUGAAAUGUGUUAAUUUUGUUCUGUGACUUUUCUGAAAUUUUAGCAAAAGCAGCAUAGCGGGACCAACUGAAUUUUCUCCAAAAGUGCAAAACACAUCUACGUAUAUGUUUGGCUUUCCAAGCAGUCCUCGGUGAAGUGAAAAGACAUAACAAUAAAGUGUGUCCACUGCUUAAAUGUUACAGUAAAGGAGCGCUCUGGUAGCCGAGUGGUUACUGUGCAUGCCAUAUAUCCGUAUAUCUGAAACGUCCCCUCUUUGAGUCUUGUAAGGGGCCUUUAUUGUACCCAUACCUAUUUCUUUCUCCCCUUGUUUCCUGUGGGCCUCUUUGCCAGUAACUGUCCAAUAAAGGCAAAAGUGUCCAAAAACAUAAUCUAAAAAAAAUGUUUUCAUUGUUCAGCAUUAAGCAGAAAGCACUGGAGAAAAAUAGUGACAUCAACCCAACUUAAUCAUUGUCUCAGUAAAACUUCGCAACUAAUUCCCUUGUUGUUAUAAAUGCUUUAAUGUUUUAGCUUUUAGCCCAAAGGUGGUGAGACAAUCUCCCCCACAUGUGACCAGAUCACCUGUUGCUGGGGCCUUGGCCUUUUCCGAAGGGUUGAAAUGUGCCUGCGUAUUAGGACAUUUUCAAAUUCUGAGCAUCAGCGAGACUCAGGGAUUUACAGGAUGGUUUCUUUAUUAAGUUAAAAAGAGGUUUCUUUCCAUCGUAGGACUGUAAUUGUGGAUAAGCUAAGCUUUACUCGUAUAAUUCCUCCAAAUAAUGCUAGUUUGAUCUUUUUACUUUAUUAGUAACAAAACUUACGGUAGUCUACUUUCACUAUAGACCAAAGUGUUUAAUAUUUGUCCCUAUGCAUUAAAAUCAAAUGCUGCAACAGCCAAAGAUGUACUGUGUGUAAUCCUCUAUAUUGGGUCGAGUUUGAUUUAAAUAAUUUAAAUGCUAUCAAAGUUUUUAUGAAGCGCUUCAUUUCAUAAUGUAAAUAUUAUGUCCAUUAUUGUCUUAUGAUAUUUAUAAAUGUAUGAGACAUUGUAAUCAAUGAGUCUAAAUAUUUGGCCUACUGGAUGAUAUAUAAUAUUUCAUUAAAGACCCACACAUUACAUUUUUUUUGGUUGUAAUUAAAUCUGUAUAUUUUCUUUUUGCACUGGAUCUCUGUGUAAUUUGGUUUUACAUAUUCAACCUUCUUUUUGCAGAAUAUACUCAAUAUUUCAGGUUUUCUGUUGAAUUUCCACUGUUUGCCCACAAGGGGUCAGCUUAUUUUGCAACAUCUUGCUGUCUAAAAUGAGAUGAGAAGCGCAGGGAUGACUGUCCUUAACUAUUGGUGUUGAAUUAUCUGAUGAAUCCCUGUCACAAGACAAAGGUUCAGUGGGUCACAGGACUUUUAACAAAUACAUCAUGACAAGAAGCAGAGAUUCAGUGAGCCGGUGGAGGUCUUCAAGUUCAAGUGCUGCUGUGGAAUUAGCUCCCUCUCAUUUUAUUUUCAUUUUUUAUGCAGUUAUGUGGAUUAAUAUCAGCAUGAAAAGCCAAGUUAUCAGUAUUCUGAUGUUUUGGAUUGAGUUUUUAUGUUUGCUGAAUGCUUCACUAACAGAACAGAGAAAGAUUUUUAUUUGACAUUUGUUGUGAUU